Messenger RNA from Pseudoliparis swirei, 2912 nucleotides. Its product is annotated as E3 SUMO-protein ligase KIAA1586-like. The transcript is spliced from 2 exons. The coding region runs from base 378 to 2543 and encodes 721 amino acids. The record is from RefSeq and is a predicted model, not a curated record. NCBI's taxonomy places the organism in Eukaryota, Metazoa, Chordata, Actinopteri, Perciformes, Liparidae.
AUAAAAAUCAUUGCCAGUGUUAUCAGUUGCAAGUGUGUAUGUGUUGUCAUAAUGACAACAUAAUACAUUUCACAGUAAUUAUAAUAAAAAAUAAAAAAUAUUUCUAUUAUGAUUCGUCAUCACGCUCGUGAUGCAAAAAGCAGACGGCGCUGCGCCAGAGUCCUGCAAAAACAGCGAUUCCGGGUGGUAUUUUUUCAACAAAAACGUUUCGGGAUUAUGAAACCAAAUAAAUGCACGAUUGUUGCAUAACAAUAUGAUAACGUUCCGUUUUUAAUAACUCACGUUUUUGGGAGGGGCGGAUGACCAUCUAAUUAUUAAUAUAUAUGUGUCUACAUACUGUACGUGAAUAUAAUUAAAUGGAAUGAACGGCAUAAUUUAUGCCUGGCCUGGUGGCGCUCUUUCAGCAUCUGGACAGCUCCUCAAACUUUGAUGUGAUGACAGUGUCAAUGUCACUGACACACCCCCAGCUCGCGAUCCCGCCGCGUUCUUUGCACGACUUCUUUUCUAAAAAGAAUUUAAUUCAGAAGAAGAAAGAGGCUAGCAGCACCGAAGCAGCUACAAGUGAAGCUGCUACUACAUCACCAGAAGAGCCGCCUGAAGACGUGGAUAAUGCUAGCAACGUUAACUGCGCUAGCAACGUUCCCCUGGCUAGCUCUAGCUCAAGCUCACCUUUCCCAGAUAUAUGGACGGAGGAGAUGUGGCGGAGGAAAGAAGACGCAUACCCAUGGAUAGAUUGCAAAGCUGGAAAACUGGGCUGCAAAGUGUGUACAUCAAUUUCGGAUUUAUCCGUUUUCAAAACACAAGGAUCAAGAUUGGCGGAUGAAUGGCGUUCCUACACCGUCACUUACAGUGGAAAAGACAAGAGCGGAAUGUUAACGUCCCUCAGAAAAAAAAUCAUCAAACACAAAGAAUCAAAUGGACACACCACUGCGCAGCGGAUUCAAGAGAACGCCAAAAAGGAGACACUUGAGAAGGUCUGUGACAACAUGAAUGCAUCAAAGCUGAAAGCUACAUGUGCUGUAUUCCGGUCUGCUUAUUACUUGGCACAGAACGACAGACCAUUUUUGGACAACUAUGGUUUACUGGAGUUGCAACACGAAAAUGGGGUUGACAUAGGCAUCGGUUUGCACUCCAGGUACAGUGCAUCACAGAUAGUGGACCAUAUAAGUUCAGAGAUGCGUAAAAAAGCAUGCCAAAGAAUCCAAGCUAUCGAAGGUAAAGUUUCGAUUCUUAUAGAUGAGUCAACGAGUCUGGGAUGCAAAACGACCUUGAUUGUCUACCUCAAAUGUGAAACGGACAAGAGCUGUGAACCACAUUUUAUGUUUCUGGAUUUGAUCGAACUUCCAGACCAGAGAGCCGACACAAUCAUGCAGCACUUGCUGAAAUGCCUCCAAGGACAUGGCUUCGAUGACGCUUACUUGAAGAAGCAUUUAAUUUCAUUUGCAAGUGAUGGAGCGAGCGUGAUGUUGGGACGGAAAGCAGGUGUAGCCAAACAGCUUUCGGAACUGUACCCCAAUAUAAUCACCUGGCAUUGCCUGAACCAUCGUUUAGAGCUGGCUGUGGGGGACACGGUGUCUGACGUGAGUGGUGUGAAUCAUUUCCAGGCAUUUAUGGACAAGUUAUACACUUUGUACAGCAGAUCACCCCUAAACCAGAGAGAGCUGGCUGAGUGUGCUGCUGAUUUGCAUAAACAAAUAGGAAAAAUAGGCCGUGUGUUGAGCACGAGAUGGGUGGCCAGCUCCUAUCGCACAGUAUCCGCUGUUUGGAAUAACUUCGAGUCACUAUGUGCACACUUUAGCUUUGCGAAGACAGAUGAGAAACGAUCAGCAAACGAUCGAAAGCUGUAUGAAGGUCUGUUAAAGCGGCUGACUUCAAAGCAGUUCCUUUUAGAUUUAGCGCUCAUGUGUGAUACACUGAAUGAGUUAGCCCUGUUGUCAGAAUGUUUGCAAAAGCGCACGACAUCAGUAGCCUACGCCGACAAACUGAUCCACCGGAGCAUUCGUUUUAUCAAUGGACUGGGGGAGCGACCUGGGACCAAGGUCCUUGCAGCUGAAAAUGCCAUAUCAGAAGGCAGAUUGGGCACAGUUGUGCUCACAGACAACUCCGAAAUCGUCACCAUCAAUCGUCAACAAUUUCUCCGGAGUCUAAGCAACAACCUUAGCCAUAGAAUGUUCACUACUGCAUCAUCUCGUGGAGCAGCCUCGCAGGCCCAGUCGGACACAGACUAUGUUCACUUGCUCGCUCAACUGAAAGUCCUGGAACGCGACAACUGGCCACCAGCUCAGACCAUGCCGCCUGGCUACGGAGAGGUGCAAGUGAGUGAACUGUGCCAACGAUUCAGGCUGCCGACUGUAAGUGCAAUAAAUGCAUUCCGAGACUUUGUGGAGAGCACUGUAGACGAUGCUACACCUGCCGAGCUCAGGCCCUUGAUGAACUGCACUAGACUGAUACCAUGCAGCACGGCAGAAUGUGAAAGGGGAUUCAGCCAGAUGAAUCUGAUCAUCACCCCAACAGGUUGCUGGUUGAACGGGUAUCCACCUUGAUGUUCAUAAAGCUACAUGGUCCACCUCUGACCCAGUGGGAUCCGACAGGAUAUGUAACAACUUGGCUGAGACGACAUCGCUCAGCUGAAGACAAGAGGUCACGACAGGCUGCAGCCGAAUCUGGCAAGGAUCCAGACCCACUGUGGCGUUUCCUCUGAAUGAUUUCAACGAACGGGGAACAUUAUCUGAAGAUGUUUGUCAGAACAAACGAGCUCCACAUGGCAUCUGGAUCCAAUCUGAAUCAAACUGUGUUUGUUGGCGCGCCGAGAGGGAAUCAAACCGCCGGGCUGAUUGAUUAUUAAUAGACCCGCUCAUCUGGUUCCUGCUGGACCCAGCAGGGCCCAGCAGGAACCAGAUGAGCCCAGCAGG